CGCAUUUCUGAAUAUCCAGCGUCACGGCCUUCAGAAGUUCAGCGAAAUAUGGGGUGCAAAUAACUAGCACAAAUCGAACUUUUAUUCACCGCUAGUGGCCAUGCAGGAGAACGUUCCCUGUCUUAUUCGCGAGGUGGAGCGUGUUGUGACCACUCCGUAUGCUCCCGCCCUCAAUACUUGGGUUCAGAAACUCGAAGCUAUCGUGGAAAAUAUUCCCAAUGUUGCUCUCCGCCAGUGGGCUGAUUGCAAGCCCUGCCAGGUGCUACUUCUAGCGGCGGUAAUUAUCGAACAAAUGCCGUAUUCGCUCAAGCUUUUAACGAAAUUCGGUUGGUGGCCACGUUUACUAGAACACAUCGAUGCAUGUAUAUCCAUGCUGUCGAGUUGCGCGCCUGAGGAUGUCGCUAUUCCUGCGAGAAUUCCUGCAUUCCUAACCAACCUGCUGCAUAGGAUGGUACAAGAGCCGGGUGUGAAGACAAUCCGACCUUUAUACGAAGUCAUGGAUGGCCUUCUUGGUAAUUCAAAUAUACUCAAGAUUAUACCGAAUGAUCUCAUGGCCAGCUUCCAGCAUGAAUCGACCAAUAUCUUGCGGAAUCUGAACGAUCCCAUGGGGAGCCUACUCUGUUUAGCCACUUUUACCCGAAUACGUAAAUUGUGGCUGCAGAAUGCCAACAAUUGUGACAACCGAGUUUGGCUCGAAAAUAUUUGUCAUAUUUUCGGCUCUAAACGUGUAUCUAAGACUCUUGACUUGGUAGUAAUAUCUUCUAUCAUGGCUUGCUCAGACACCUGCAAUGGAUACUCGUCCGAGGAGCGUCUUUUGAUAGUCCGAUUAUCCAUAGAGAUUUGCGAGAACAUUGACGAAGACUUGAAAAAGUCUUGGCUCAGUACUGGUUCUCCCAAAAUCGUAAAAUUGUGUGAUAAGCUACGGCGACCGGAUAUAGACUCGAGUCUUCAAAUGAUGGGAUUAACAUUUGUAAUAACCUUUUUGGAACGUCUGUCGUUGCCUUCAGAAAUUUACAACACCGGACGAGAGCGACUCUUUGCAGAGGGAGGAUUCAUCAUUCUCAAUCAAAUGUCGGAAACAACUAAAUAUACCCUUUUGCGUCGAGUAUUGGCACACUUCGAUGAAAAUGAGCUUUGCAACCUUCUAUCAUCCUCGAUAUCAACUCUAGCGCCGGGAAGAAUGGUAGAAGUAGCAGAUAUGGCAAUGCUGAGAGUCAAUAUACUUGCUUUUACAGCUAUAAGAGAAUCGGACCAUCACUUAUCUGCUGUUACCUCGUAUUUGAAGCGCCUUCCUGUUGCAGAUGAAAAGAUUUUAAAAGCUUACAUGAUCUGUGUUGCAAGAAAUGCUGAUUUAAGAAAAUUGCUUUUUAUUGAGAUUCUCCAUUGCUUCCAAGCAAUCUCAAACGUGGGAGGUGCAACCAGUUUGCCUGUCCCCUCUCAGUCACAUGACUUGGUCAUGUCCUUUCUUAUGUGCCUGAAAGUCGGAGAUGGCAGAUCUCCUCUUUGUCGGUUUUCCCAAAACAAACAUCUUGAGAGACUUACUAGCAUCAUCCAAAAUCAAACAAAAGACGGAUCAGCCGUGUCUAGCAACGGUGCAAGUCACGAGUGGCGAUCCAAACUCGCUGCAUCCCUUUUAGAAAGUGCACAGAACUCCCACGAAUCCAUCAUCCAGCAAAUGGAAGCGGUGUGUAAGGACUUUGAAGAACGAUGCUCAACUAUCAAAAAACCCUUAGCAGAAGUCAUCCAGGAGCGUGACCAAAUUCGACGCAACUUGGAACACGCACGUCAAGUCAAUAUGGAGUUAGAGGGUCGUGCUCUACAGGACUCUCAACUAGUAUCUAGUUUGACAAAUGACCGUGACCAGCUAGCUGAAAGUAACAGAAGCUACACCCUGAAACUAGAGGGAAUGGCUGAAAAGAUUGAUGUCUUGCAAAACGAAAUCGAUUCCGUUCGUGAACAAUCAUCCAACAGUGUGGAAGCUGAGCGCAUCAAAGCUCGUAGCCGCGAGCUUGAUCUGAUGGCUACUGUUGCAGAGAGGGAUGAUUUUCUUGAGGAGCAAGAGGCGCAGAUGGAUUCCUUAAAGAGGGAAAACCUGACCCUCAAGGAAAAGUUGGAGAAAACCUCACAGCAAAACCUAGAGAUAUCUCAAAAAUGUGACGGACUUCGCGAGGAGGUCGUGAAGACGCGGAAGGAAGCUGCUGAUGAAUAUGAUUCUCAUCGUCUCAAAAUUUCUCAAUUCGAGCAGAUAAUGCACAUGCGAGACUUGGUAUAUGAGGAGAAAGAUGCUCGCGUUUUAGCUUUAAGUGAUGCGAACCGGGACCUAUCUUUACAACUUCACUUCAUCCAGGGGAGGGCAAGAUCCGACGACGAGAGCUUAAGGUCAGAUUUCGAAGAAGAGCGGCAGCGUCAUAAGUCUACAAUGCUUGAGAUGGAGUCUAAACACGCAACACAAAUGGCUCAAGCCCAUUCCGAUGCCAACCAAGAAGCUGAUCGAUAUCGGCUUGAAAUCACCACUCUCAGGAACAACGCCGAGAAGUUCUCCGCAAAAACCGAAAUAGAUUUUCGCGCAAAGGAAAAGAAAAUACGCUAUUUGGAGAAGAAGGUUGAGUUCCUUCACAGCGAAUGCUCUGCCAAAGCCCGCGACUUUUCUGAAGCUCAGGAACAUAUUGGUCGAUUGAUGAAUGUUAUAGGAUUUAAAGAGUCAAAAGUCGACGAUAAGAAAGAGGCGGGAACCGAAAACACAACCAAGGAAUUUCGUCAGUCGUCGCGUCUAGUUGACUUACAAACCCAGUCAUUUCUUCUGCCCUCUCAAGGUGAGAUAACAACGGUCACCCAAUUCUCAAACGUGACUCCGGUUGUCCAGACUUCGAAUUCUUUCCAGCAAAACGCACGCAGUCGCAGUCGGCGCGUCUCAAAUGCGGGAUAUGUAGAUCCAAAUCGGUCCUUCUCACCCAACACGAAAGAAUCCACAGUACGUGACCGAGAGCCGCUGCGACGGGCAUUGAGUGAUGUUGAUAGAAACAGUCCAUCAAAGUCGCAACGCGGGAGCCCAAAAGCGACCCAGGAUAACGAAUGCAGGGAGCUUGACCAGAAGACGCAGUCGCAGGUAAAUCUAGAUGCUACAGAAUGGGGCAACAUUGAUCUGGACUUUGACGACGAUGACCUUUUUACGAGCACAAUGGCUAAAUGAUUAGAGUUUUGGAUGGAGUUCUUUUAGUAAUAGCGAUACCCAAUGGAAUAUUUGAAGAAC
Molecule: messenger RNA, 3250 nt
Organism: Talaromyces proteolyticus
Lineage: Eukaryota; Fungi; Ascomycota; Eurotiomycetes; Eurotiales; Trichocomaceae
Exons: 9
Coding region: 101-3190 (1029 amino acids)
Source: RefSeq, a predicted model, not a curated record